AUGACAUCACGAUAUAUAUUCAAUAAAAAUUUAGAACAUGAACAAGUGAAAGCAUCUAAUAAAUAUCAUAAUACAGAAACUAAGAGAGUAUUAACAGUUAAAUUUGAUAGAGAUUCUAAAAAUCAAUAUGUAACAAAUUUAAAAAAACGUAAAGAUAUAAAUCGUGUAAUUGGAUAUGAACAACAGAAAAGACAUGAUGAAAAAAUUAAACAACAAGAAAAGGAAGAAAAGAAAUUAAGAUAUGAUGAAAUGUUAAGAAGUUUAGAUAUUGAUCCUGAUCAAUUUAAAGGAAAUUCUAAAAAGAAUGAAUAUGAAAGAUUAUUAAAAAAACAAAAAACAUUAAAUGAUGGAGUUAAUGAUGAAGAUGAUGAAGAUGAUGAUGAUGAUGGAUUUAAAUCUUCAACAUUUAAUUUAAAAACUGAUAUGGAUAGUAGUGAAAGUGAAAGUGAUGAUAAUACUAAUAAUAAUAAUCAACAAUUUUUAUUAAAUAUGAAUAAUCAAUCAGAUGAUGAUGAAGAUGAAGCUGAUAAUAAUGAUGAAUCAUCGGAAGAAGAAGAAGAAGAUAAUAAUAAUAUUAAAACAUAUAAUAAUAAUAAUAAUGAAGAUGGAGAAGAAUCAUCAUCAGUUUCAGUAACAAUUAAACCAUUUAAUUUUAAUACAGGUAGUUUUGAUUCAGAAGAAUCAUCUGAUAGUAGUAGUGAUAGUGAUGAUAGUGAUAAUAGUGAUGAUGAAGAAAAGAAAGAAGAAAGAAAAGUAUCAAUUCGUCAUCAAGUACUUUCACUUAAACCUCAUGAAUUAAAUAGAAAGAUUGUAGAAAUGCAAAGAGAAAAGAAAAAGGAAAAGAAACAAAAGAAAUUUAAUCCACAAAAAGCAGCACAAGAUUUGAAAAAGAAAAAGAAAUUUAAAAAGGAAGGUAAAUCAUUUGCUGAAAAAAAGAGAGAAGAAAAAAAGAAGAAACAACAUGCUCAAAAAAGAAAGAGAAGAUAA
Messenger RNA from Naegleria gruberi, 987 nucleotides. RefSeq lists its product as uncharacterized. Lineage: Eukaryota; Heterolobosea; Eutetramitea; Acrasida; Naegleriidae. The record is from RefSeq and is a predicted model, not a curated record. Bases 1 to 987 code for a protein of 328 amino acids. The transcript has a single exon.